CUCAUUUAUUACUGGACGGAGGAAGUAUUUUCAUGUACGUUCGUAUGUACGGUUCCUAUUCUUAGUACGUAGUAGUUGUUGUUGUUAGGAUUUGGAUGGUCGAUGGUGGUACUAGAAACAAGAAAUACCGGCAGGGCUACGGGUCAACAGUAAAAAGAAGUGCGUGGACAUACCUUCCUCUUCUUCCUCACGGCGAAAGCUAAGCGUCACAAAACACACCUCUUUGGAACGUACGUACGUAUGCAGGUGUACAAAGUACUACUGAACCCACACGUGUCAAUGUCAGUGCCGAACGGUUUUCGUGAUAGAUAGUACGAAGUAUUUACAGUAAGUGCUCGUACUGGUAUUACUUAUCAUUUUUACCGUGCACCCCGAACGAACGUACUACCCUACGGAAGUCUUACUCGUACUCGUAUUCGCACCGGUGCGGUGGUUCGUGAAAUUCGAAACAUGCCGCCACCUCCGAUCCACCCAACGCUCGCGCGCCAAAAAUUAGGUGCUUGGGAAUUGUGUUGUGACCGCUUCCAACGCAAAAGACAGUUCGUACGGGUACCGUACAGUUCGUUCUGUGUCAUACCGUACCCAAUGUUGCGUUGUACCGUACGGUACGGUACGUACAUACUUGUACAAUUAUUGUGAUGCCGCACCCGCCCCAACCUAUGGCCGCCGGGCAGACUCGUUGGGGGCACGCAUUCGGGAGCUACCAAAAGGACGGACCGGUACGUACCCGUACCGCACCGUACGAGUGCUCGUACGACACCGGACAUGUUUUGUAUCCCGCGAAGAAAUGUCACACAGAACGAAAGGGGUGGUGCGCACGGGGCGGGCCGAUUCUUGUUCCUUGUUCCCUGUACGUACCGCAGCGUACUCCCGGUAGAUAUUCCUGGAGCACGUGUAGCCGUUGGCUGUUCCGAGUGAGUCGUCCGUCGCGAUCGCAUCGCAUCCGACGGGUGGGUUUGCUUGGGGAAGGACCCGAAAAAAGUCCGGAAUCCGUGCAUUCGAAUUUUUGGUGUCGGUCUUUGGCCUUUUCGCUGCUUGUCGUACCGUACCGUACGGGAUGCACUGUACGCAUCGUGCUCGUACGUACGGCAGUACCCCAUCCUUCACGACUGUAUCGCAAUACUCUUAUUGUAUGUAUAUCUUGCACAUCACACGUGCACUCGAUGCCCCCGUGCCUCGGUUCCUACCCCUCCCGGCAACAACAGCAACCCAUCCCGACGGUGGCAAAAAGGGACAACGCACUGCACUCACACAAAAGGCGAGAGGCCCCGAAACGACGAGGCAGACCCGAGAGCGUACACAGACACGCACAAAGGAAAGAAAKAAAGACAGGACAGGACAGAACCAGGAAAUUUUGGAUCAAGCCAAGUCAAGUAUUUCACUGUAUUGCAUUGGUCGAACCAUGCUUCACCCAUUGCACAGCGGGAAGCGAAAGAGGAUGCGGGGGCCACCGCCCCUUCCUCGGCUCGGCAAGAGAAUGGCAAAGGCACUCACCCUUUUGGCGGUGGUGCUCCUGGCCGAGGGUUCCUUUGCUUCCAAUUCGAAACUGGUCAUCGAUGCCUCUGCCUCGGCGCUGGAGAUGGACCUGCCCUACCACCGAGACGCGGGCAUCGACGAUCGCAUGGAGGACUCCCUAUUGACUCUGACGCCCGAGGGGGUCGAAACAGAAACAGAAACAGAAACGAUGGCGAUGGCCGACCACGAAGACCAAGACGAAGACAAGGACAUCUAUGAUGACGAUGACAAGGACAAGGACAAGGACAAGGACAGCAACGAACUCGAGCACUGGGUGUACGACGCAGACGCACCGGACGUUCACGACGUCGUCCUCUUGUGGCUGAGCAACCGGGCGCACCACGCGGAAGAGAAGAACUACGUCGAGGCCUGGAGGAAGCACAUCGACGAGGACCCGGGGGACUUUAAGCUGCGGGCAAAGCUCGACGACUACCGCUUCCAAAACGGAUACUAUUUUUCCCACCGGUAUCUGAGGCUCGACAAGGCGUCCGGCAGCAGCAACAACACCACCAAUAGCAGCAGCAACAACACCACCGACAAUGCACACAGCACGGCCCCCCGCCUCGUGGCCAAGCAAAGCAUCCCGGAGGGGGAGCUCCUGGUCAGCGUCCCCUCGAACGCCUUUUUGUUCAAGCGCAAGAAGCCGGCCUUUCGCCAGCUCCAUCCGUGCGACGUGGCCGCCAAGGUCCUGGACCCGAGGACCUACGCCUAUCCCGAGAGCGAGGAAAAGGACCGGCCCGGGGUCCGGCCGUCGCUGGAAAAGUUUGUCCGUCCCUUUGUCGAUUCCAUCCUCGCGCUCCAAGACGGAAAACAGCCGGAGGACGGGCAGGGGCAAAGGCAAAGGCAAACGCAAAAACACGGCCCCCGGUGGUCGACCGAGCAGCUCAACGUCCUUUCUUCCGUCCUGGGCAACGAGCUGGAACCCAAGCCAAACACCCUGGGGCUGUGGGGACCCGACAGCAGCGGGUCCGAAGAACAAGUCUGCGCGGACCCGGCCUCGCCCGGCAAUGGCAAGGGCCCGGAUCCCGUCUUUUCGUACCCGGACCCGACCACCUUUCGGUCCACGCUGGAAACCGUCCUGGAACGGGGCUGGAACGGCCGGAUGGUCCCGAUCUACCACUGGAUCCCCCGGGCGUCGGACCCGGAAACCUUCAACGUCGUCCACUCGGAGGUCCUGGUGGACGACGAGGCCUACACGAAGCGCACGGUCCGGAGGAGGAAGGAGGAAUCCGACGAAUACGACACGGACUACGACGCGAGGGCCUACCAGCUGCGUGCCUCCCGGACCAUCCGUGCCGGGGAGGCCAUCGUGCUGCCCUUUCACUCGGUGGCCCAGCGCUUUGCGACGACCGGGCAAGUGCACGUGGCCGGGGAAGGAACAAGCGAUAGCAAAACCGAACGCAGGGACGAAACCGACCGGGGCGCCGACGCCUCCUACCGGUUCUGGGCCCAGACCAUGCACGACCAGGAGGGACACGAUCUGGUCUACGUCGAGCUCCAGGACUCGCUGGAUCCCUACGAGGACCACCUGGUGUGGGACUACUAUCCCUCCACCCAGCGCAUCGAGUGGGUGCACAAGUCCUGGGGGGCGAACCGGACGCUCCUCGGCGAGGACGACGAAACCGAGGACGGCGACAACGACAAGGACAACGACAACGGAGCCAAUCCAAGGGACUCGGGGGAGGCGCUCCGGUUCACCCAGAGGGCCGUGCUCCAGGCCCAGUACCUGAGGCUGCGGGGGCUGGAAGCCGAGCUCAAGGCCGCUCUGCUCGGCGACGAAGGCAAAAACCGCACGGCUUUUGCCACCGGAGAGGCUUCCGGCAAUGCCGAAAUUUACGAGUACUACGAGCUGUGGAUGGAAUCCCUCGGGGUAUUGUUGUCGCACUCCCGACCGGCCCGGUCCGCCGGUGCCCCGACCGCUGCCCCUGCCGCGGGGGCCGCCGGUGCCUGCCCGGACGCCGACGGCAGCAACGGCAGCGAACCGUCGUGCCCUUCCGAGCGGGCCGGUGCCUCCAAGGGCCGCAGCGCCUACGACGACCUGGGGGUGCGGGCCGACGACCCGAUCGAUUACAACGGUGCCAUCGCGUCCCACGAGUGCACCAACCUCUUUGCCCAGUACACCUACGAAACCUCCAAGACCUUCUACGCGGAGCUCGAGUGGACCCGGUCCUACAUCGGGGGCGGGUCCAUCCGGGGGAGGCACCACCAAGAACAUCGGGACCAAGAACAAGAACCGCCAAAGCGGGAACAGGACACCUGCCUCCACCUCAACAACGUCCUGCAUUCCUGCCUGGCCUUUCGGCCACACGUGCACGAAAUCCUCAUCCACUAUCCCGCCAGUUUCCUGCCCAGGGACGGAUUGAAACGGGUCCUGUACGUGGGAGGAGGAGACCUGGUGUUGCUCCACGAGCUCUUGCGGUACGAUUCGAUCGAACUGGUCAUUGGUGAGUAUUGUGUCAUCGCAUUUAUCCUCGUGUGUGUUGGUGUGUGUUUGCCCUCGAUCGGGUGUUGUGUUGUGCGUUCGUCCAACGACCAAGAGGACUUUUGGUCCGGCACCCGUCCCUUUUUUGCGCGCGUUUUCUAACGAACCAAUCGCAAAAUGCCUCGGUUUCUUCUGCUGGUGUCGUUGCACACAUCGCCCAUGUUCUCCCCAACAAAACAGGAAUGGAACUCGACCAGAUGGUGCUCCGCGAUUCCUUCCGACACUAUGGAAUCCAGCCAAAAUUCGAGGACGAACGGGUGCACUGGUGGUUUGGCGAUGCCGCAAAAAGUCUCUCGCUGCUGCCGCCGGAAGAAUUCUUUGGAACCUUCGAUCUGGUUCUCAUCGAUCUCGUGGUGGAGAUUUUCGAUGCCCUCCGCGUCGGGGACCAAAACGAACGGCUGGUGGAUUACAUGGCAAAGUUGUUAAAACCCGAGGGGAUUCUGGUCCGCCAGGAAGAUUAUCCCCACCACAGCGUCGUCGACUUUGCGAGAUACACGGUGGAUCUGAACGUCUUUGGCAUGCCGCACACCUGUUCCCAGUAUUUCACAAUGGCCAGCGACACGAUCGAUUUCGCCAACCACCAGCGCGUAGACCACGGACUCGAGGGACUGGUGUGGUACGAACCGAACGUUGGAAGCAACGACCACUUUUCCAUGUGGGGAAACUAUCGGAACAACCUUGUUCCACCCGACAGGAUCUGUGACCAAACCGUCAACACCGACCCCGUCCACGUGCUCCCCAGCAAGGGAAUUUUUGUGGCCAUCGAGGCCGAGAACGUCACGCUGGCGCUCGAUGAUGCUUCCCUGGUGCAAACCACUGCCAAAAAGGCCCUGGAGGAAAUCGGGUUUACCGGCAUUCGAAUCCAUUCCAUCUCCACCGGUUCCUCCUCCUCGUCGUUGACGAGUUCCAUGGUGCUUUCCUUCGAGGAAGGGUAUUUAGGACUCCGAUCGUAUCCGGCAAACAGGUAUUGUUCGAUGGAUCUGCAGCUGUGGAACGACAUCUCGAACCACAAACUUGCCGUAUCCAAGCUGGUCGAGGCUGUUGGGGGUACCACUACAGGUGAUUCAACGUCUUCCUUUCUCAUCACUACCGGAGGAAUGCUCGGAUUGUCCAACUUUCAACAGCCGCAAGACAGGAUUGUUCCUUCGUCGUGGUGCGACGGUGAUGGCCUUUCGGAAAGCAGUUCCAAAUCAUCCGAGGGGAACGAAAUGGAUGGCAUCGAAACCGUGAUACAAAACAUUCUGGCAAGGAUUACGGGGAAGAAAGGUUCGGUAGUGUUCUUGCUGUGUCCCAACAAAUCUUCUCGAUGCCGGGUCCGCGAGGAUGUCGACUAUGGCAGUGCGGAAGUGGUUUCGUUCGAAGCCUGCCCUGCUACGACGGAACCCAACGAUGCCAGUCUCUCGGAGUGCGAGGAACAAAUGGUGCAACGCAUCCAGGACUCGUUCUUGUCGAGAAACAGCCAGAACAAAAUCGAAGCCAUCGUGAUGGAUCCCAGAGCUCCCCGCGAGCUGGGACAGAUAACGAAGAAGGUAUUCGUAACGGAUCCCAGAAGCUAUCGAUGGCUAUCGCACGACUAUGUCGUGUUGGCACCAUCCACCGUUGAGAGUCGACUGGAGGAUUUCUGGUCUUCGUGGAAGUAUCAGCUUCUCGAGCGCUUUCGCACCGAUCACGUCGAGUUCAAUCCGUUGUACCACGCCACGGCUGCCUUCCGCGACCCUUCUUCGUCGGACGUAUGGACCAUGGGUGUCCUGUCUGCAGGAAACCCACGGUUUUACGACCAACUUGUCUCAUCCUUUCAAGCGAUUCGUGGAGAAAUCUCUCGAGAAGUCCUCCUCGUAGAGACGAAAACAGGAGCAAUCUCCCAUAUUCCUGAUUACCAACCCAGCAAGUGGGCAACCCCUUCCGACUACGACUUGGAACCUGCAGAACUUCAAUGGUCUGACCAACGGCCACUGGGAGGGCAGGCCAUGUUGCAAUACGAGGGCGUGCCACAGGUUCCCGAUGACAACAUCGAUCCUGGCACAACGGUUCUUUUCCAUCGCAUCGAGGAUCAUGACUGGUGUGUGGGCAAAGUGGUUGAAAUGGUAGAUGAGGGAUAUGUGGUAUCGAACGGCGUUGAUUAUCCCGAGGUUGUGGAACGAAAGGAUGUGCUCGUAUACGACAAAGAAGCACUAUUGGCAGGCGAGACAAUACCUUUUGGUAGCUUUGUUGUGGCCGAUGGCGAGGAGCAUCUUGACCUUGAGCUCUUUUACGAGGGUCAAAUCAAUGGCGUCCACCACGACGGGCGAUACAAAGUUUAUUUUCUAAGCGACGGAACCUCUGCCUUGCUCGAUCCCUCAAGAGUGGUCCUAAAACCAACUCCGUCCUUUUCUUCUCCUGCCGAAGCAAAGCUUUUUUCUUCGUGCUCGGAGUUUUUCGACUUCGUGUUUGGAAGUCAACAAUCCGACUUUUCUGUCUUUCCAGAAGGAAGUGGUCCCAAUCCAGAGAUUUAUCGGCGAAGCGUCGGCAAUGGUUGUCUCGUCGUGGUGUCGCAGGAUCACGAGGACGGCAGUGGUGCCCCUACUACGAUCGUUGCUACCUACGACGGCCAAAUACACGUCACUUUCAACGUCUUCCAAUCGAUGGAAGAGGUCGGUUCUGGACAAUUACUAAACCAUAUAGCAAACUUGAACAUUCCGGGGAUGGAAUUGAAACAAAACGAUUCUCAUCCUCGGGGAUACGGGCGCGUUGUCAAUUUUAGGGAAGACAUGGAUAAAGCCUAUUUCGGAACCGAAUACCCGGUGGCAUUGUUGUUGGAUGACGACGAUGAUGAAGAGGAAGAUGAAGAUGAGUAUUAAAGCUACGCCUUGUUCCAUCAAGGGGAUCCAAUUUAUUUAAAACAUAUAAUAGACUGUUGUCAAUUUU
This is a messenger RNA of Pseudo-nitzschia multistriata, 6901 nucleotides long. Lineage: Eukaryota; Bacillariophyta; Bacillariophyceae; Bacillariales; Bacillariaceae. The record is from the annotation of a GenBank genome assembly.